Equus caballus (horse) is the source of this 7302-nucleotide messenger RNA. RefSeq names its product fem-1 homolog B (gene FEM1B). Gene Ontology annotation, molecular function: protein binding. Lineage: Eukaryota; Metazoa; Chordata; Mammalia; Perissodactyla; Equidae. The record is from RefSeq and is a predicted model, not a curated record.
GAAAAUAUUAUUUUAAAAAGAAUUCAGAAGGCUUCUAAUUUUUUUUGAGGUAUAUCUUCCAUACAGUAAAAUGCACAAAUCUUAAGUGUGCAGUUCGAUGACUUUUUUCCCUAAAUACCCACCCGUGUAGCCACAUUCAGAGCAAGAUAUAGGACAUUUCCAGUAACUUUAGGCCUCUUCCCAGUUAAUCCUGCACCCUUCCUCCUAGGGAACCCUCAUAAGUAACUUACUGAGAAGGUUUUUGUGCCAUUAUUUGAAACUAAAAAAGUAAUUGCUUGAAUUAUUAUAAAGUGGGUCUUUUAGUUACAGCGGAAAUGAUAGAUGGAGUUGUUAAAUGGGGUUAAACUCUGAGAUUUAUGUUAUUCCAGAGGGAUAGUAUUCUUUGUCACUUCAUGGGAGAUAUAAUCUGACCUGUGUUAUAACAUAAGGUUGUAUAGUCAGAAGCUCACCAGUGAGGUUUUUGGUAUAUAUACUUAAUUGUUCUGGUGAAUAUUGCUUUUGGUCUUUUUCCUUAACACUUCCAAGUAUACUUAUUUUAGUGGUUCUAGCACAGUAGAUCUAAGUAUCUCCAGCAAAAAUCUACUUUUUAGGUCUGAUGGUCAGUAAUAGGAUAAAAAGUUUGGAAAUUGAAGGAAAAUCGGAAGUGGAAAUGUGGGAAAGAUUGGCCUCCUAGCAAGAGUCUAACUUUGUGUAAGUAGAGAACCUAGCACAUAUCAGACAUUCACUUGGCAAGUGGUGAUAUGAAGGCACAAAGUCCAGUCAGACACUGAAGGUCAGGGAAGAUGCCUGCUUGGUGUUUGGAAAGUGCUAAUUGUUUCCUCCUGAUAGUAUUUUUCCCCCAAUAGUUUAAUUGAGGGGCACACAUAGAUACACAAUAUACAUACGUACAUACGCAUGCAUAUUUUUAAAACUUUUUAAUUGGAGUAUAAUAUGUAGAGAAAAAUGCACUAAUUAAAAGUGUAUAAAAGUUUCACAAAGUGAACAUAUUUAUUUAAUAAAAUCCCCUUUGUGCUUCCUCCCAUUCACUGCCUCCCCCCAGAGGUAACCAGUAUGCUGACUUCUGACACUACAGCUGGGUAUGUCAUUGAUGGGGCCACCGCUCUUUGGUGUGCAGCAGGAGCAGGACAUUUCGAAGUUGUUAAACUUCUAGUCAGUCAUGGAGCCAACGUGAACCACACCACAGUAACCAACUCGACCCCUCUGCGGGCAGCGUGCUUUGAUGGCAGACUGGACAUUGUGAAAUACUUGGUUGAGAAUAACGCCAACAUCAGCAUUGCCAACAAGUAUGACAACACCUGCCUAAUGAUUGCAGCAUAUAAGGGACACACUGACGUGGUCAGAUACCUUUUAGAACAACGUGCCGAUCCCAAUGCUAAAGCACAUUGUGGAGCCACAGCCUUGCACUUUGCAGCCGAAGCUGGGCACAUAGAUAUUGUGAAAGAGCUGAUAAAAUGGCGUGCUGCUAUAGUAGUGAACGGCCAUGGGAUGACGCCAUUAAAAGUAGCUGCCGAAAGCUGUAAAGCUGAUGUCGUGGAACUGUUGCUCUCUCACGCUGAUUGUGACCGGAGAAGUCGAAUUGAAGCUUUGGAACUCUUGGGUGCCUCCUUUGCAAAUGACCGUGAGAACUAUGACAUCAUGAAGACAUACCACUAUUUAUAUUUAGCCAUGUUGGAGAGGUUUCAAGAUGGUGAUAACAUUCUUGAGAAAGAGGUACUCCCACCAAUCCAUGCUUAUGGGAAUAGAACUGAAUGUAGAAAUCCUCAGGAACUGGAAUCCAUUCGGCAAGACAGAGAUGCUCUUCAUAUGGAAGGCCUUAUAGUUCGGGAACGGAUUUUGGGUGCUGAUAAUAUUGAUGUUUCCCAUCCCAUCAUUUACAGGGGAGCUGUUUAUGCGGAUAACAUGGAAUUCGAACAGUGUAUCAAGUUGUGGCUUCAUGCCCUGCACCUCAGACAGAAAGGUAACAGGAAUACCCACAAGGAUCUUCUUCGAUUUGCUCAAGUUUUCUCACAGAUGAUACAUUUGAAUGAAACCGUGAAGGCCCCAGACAUAGAAUGUGUUUUGAGAUGCAGUGUUUUGGAAAUAGAACAAAGUAUGAACAGAGUAAAAAAUAUUCCAGAUGCGGAUGUCCACAAUGCUAUGGACAAUUAUGAAUGUAAUCUCUAUACCUUUUUGUAUUUAGUGUGCAUCUCCACCAAAACACAGUGCAGUGAAGAAGAUCAGUGCAAAAUUAACAAGCAGAUCUACAACCUGAUUCACCUUGAUCCCAGAACUCGUGAAGGUUUCACCUUGCUGCAUCUAGCUGUCAACUCGAAUACCCCGGUUGAUGAUUUCCACACCAAUGACGUCUGCAGCUUUCCCAAUGCGCUUGUCACAAAGCUCCUGCUGGACUGUGGUGCUGAGGUGAAUGCUGUGGACAAUGAGGGGAACAGCGCCCUUCAUAUUAUCGUUCAGUACAACAGGCCCAUCAGUGAUUUUUUGACCUUGCACUCUAUCAUCAUUAGCCUAGUUGAAGCUGGCGCUCACACUGACAUGACAAAUAAACAGAAUAAGACUCCGCUAGACAAAAGUACAACUGGGGUAUCUGAAAUACUACUAAAAACGCAAAUGAAGAUGAGUCUCAAGUGCCUGGCUGCCCGAGCAGUUCGGGCUAAUGACAUUAACUACCAAGACCAGAUCCCCAGAACUCUUGAAGAGUUUGUUGGAUUUCAUUAAGUGACUGGAUAUGUAAAAUCGUUUAAUGUGGUGCUAAAAAGUAAAGGACUUUAAUCACAGACAAUAGAAUUAUGUGUUCAUAAAUUCUACUUUUCUUUCCACUACCUUUCCUCCCUCCCCAUCCUUAGUUCUGUAUUUGGUCUUCUUGCUUCAUAUGGUAAUUGAUUUCAAAUACACUUUAAACAAAGCCACAUUGUUUAGGUGUAACUAUAAUCUAAGGUGUUCGGAUACUGGUCCCUUAACUAUUUUCCUUUCUUUUUUUUGAGGAAUGCUUAUAAAAUGUUUUGUUUAUGUAACAGGGACAUUUAUGAUUUGAAGUUAAUAAUGUUUUAAAAAAUUGCCUACGAAAGUAUUUCUCUUAAGCCUGUGUCAGCGUGUUCUCCGUGCAGCGUGUUCUCCUUGCAGCAGUUUUGAGGAUUUUGUGAAGAAAAACAACUAAAAAGGGACGUUGAGAGUAAUGGGAUCCCCGGGUGUUCUGCACAUGCCAAACUGCUGCAGGUCAUGUUCACUCUUGCGUUAUUUAUGUGCAGUGAUGCCACACGUUAUGACAUCAGGAGGAUUUAAAAAUAGAGCUACAGAUUUACCUGAAAAAUGGGCUAAUUUAAUACUAGUCACAAAUUGAUAAAGUGAAAUCCAUUGAAAUUGUUGCAUUAUGCUGGGUGGUAUAUACACAAUAGUAAUGGUCUGAAAGCAACUUUUCAGAGAAUAUCAAUGGACUAUUUGCUGUUAGGCUUGACUGCUAAACGUCUUUGCAGUCUCUGUUUUAAUGUAAUUUAUCUAAAUUGCAGCAGUCUGCAUUUGAGUCAGCUCACAGAAAAUUAUGAAUGCUGUGUUUUCUUAGGAAACAAAUUGUCACAGUAUAGUUAUACAUUCUAAUUUUUGUUCUCGUUUCCCUUUCCUUCUGUGUGGUAUCUUAAAAUUUGGAAACUACUUUUCCAGAGGUCAUUAUUUGUGCCUCCCUAAUAAGGUGUUAGUGACAGAUGAAAAGGAACCAGGAUGUUUUUCACUUUCUUUUCUUAGUUCGUGAUAAGAAAAAUCACUAGUGUGGUAUGGGAAAUGAAAUGUUUUUGAUGAUGAAAAUAAUUCUCAAUGCCACUUUGAAAGGUAUUUCUGAGAGCUGCAUAUUUUUCAACCACGAAAAUAUCACUUAUUCCUACAGGCUGUACAGAGGCCUUUAUGUUUGUUUUGUUUUAAUGGCAAUAUUUUAACUGUCAGAUAAAGCAUUCUGUGAUUAUCUUUUAAGCAUCACAGAAAUUCAAGUAAAGGGUACACACAUUUCUAUUGAUGUUAAAAAUGAUAAAGUAAAAUUAGCUAUAUCUGUAUUUUUCUCUCUAGUGCCAAAUGAAUGCCUUAGCUACUCAUAGUGCAUGGUACUGUAAGUGAAGACCUGCAGCUUUUUUUUCUUCAAUGAAAAGCAUUAUAAUGAUGUAGUAACAUCAGAUAUAAACUAAAAAAAAACUUGUAAGGUUUCAGUUAACACUUUAUGUAUGGAUAUUGCUUUGUGAAGUAUAAGAGAAAGGUUGCAGUUGGAUCAGUAUAAAACAUAAUGACCAAGCCAAAAUCAGCACCUAGGGCCUUAAAUAAAAUAGCGAUGCCCGACAAAAUGAAGUACUUUGAAGGGUGGGAGGGAAUGGAAGGAGGAACUUUAAAAACUUCUUCCCCCAAGAAUGCAAGAUUCUUUAACAGCUACUGUAGGUAUUAUACUUUGUGUGUCUUCUUGCUUUUGUUAGGAAUGUUUUGAUGGUAAAUUUUGUCUGGUAAUAUAUUUUUGUUUUCCUAACCUGAGAUUUUUACAAGGAACAUUUUUAGGUUGGUUUAAAGGGAGGUAUUUGAAUGAGCCCUAAUUUGAAAUUGCUGGCCUUGAUCCUCCUGGUGUGAAUCAAGGAAAUACUGUACCUUGCCCUUGGCAGCUCAUGGCCUAAAAGAGAAAAUGCUCGUCCUCAAGGUGAGUGAAUCACGCCCUUUCCACAGCUCAGAUCAAAGCCUGUAUUUUUCAGACUUCAAGGCCUGCUGAUGUGAGAGUCUGAGGAAUGGCUAUGAUACUGGGGAUUCAGUUGCUUCCAUUAUUAAUGAAUAUGAUUUUUGAACACCAAAACUUAAAAUACCAGAUAAUGUUGCAUGUUUUAAAACCCAUUUCAUCCCUUUGGCUACCCAGGACCGGCACUAUUUUAGAUGUUAUUUAUAAAAUGAGGAUAAUGAUUAUAUGUACAUAUUCAGAUAUCAAAAUUCAGUGACAGUGUUUUUGAGAAGGGGGAUGGAGACAGAACUGCUGAUUGAAAUGCUGACAGAGCUGGAGAAAGAAUUUGAAGAUAGUGGAAUAAACUAUGAACUCUAUGAACUCUGCUAAUGGUAACAGGUUUUUGGGGUUUUUUUGCUGUAGUAUAGUAGUUCAUUGUGUGUUAUAUUGCUAAGGAUCUCGUUUUGUCUUGUAAAAUAAAUCCGAAUAUGUAUUGUGAAACACCUGUAUAAAACCAUUCUUGAAACAAGUGAUCCACAUGCCUGUUUUUUUAUUUGUUUUUGGUAGAAUUAUUUUAAAAUAUGUUCAGCCAAGCCUUUCCCAAGCUUAAGUUUUUUGUUUUUUUUAAGGAAAAUAAAUAGGUAAGAAAGGUGAUAGUUCUGUAUCUCAGCUCUGAGAACUCUAGGCUGUCUCCCUUUUCCAGCCACUUUUGUUGUUUUAUGUUUAUUAUUGGUAGAAUUAUGCUUUGGAUUGUAAGUUUUCCUUGAUAAUGUUACGAAGUCAAUCAAAACUUGUCUUGCUCAGUAAUUGUCAAAUUUAGUUGAACUAAAGGCCCAGAUGGAUGAAUAUGGCCUGGGCAAACCAUGUGAAACUUAAGUGGUGUAUGGUUUUAAUAGAGUUGAUGAAAUUGAACUCUUGACUUUAGGUAACUAACUCAAGGAAUGCGCAGCAAAUCCAUCCUCUCAAUUGAUAAGAGAGGGGGAAAUUUUUGACGUAAGAACUCGGACAAAACCUGCUUUUUUUCAAUCUACCCUGGAUCGCUCUAGUAGGCCGCAGUCCAGCUACCUUAAGGUUCUUUGCUGUGGGAACUUGAAGGGCUUUAUUUCAUUAUAAUAAUAGUUGAUUAAUAACUGGUAAUUAUGAGAAACUUAGGUAGGUAUGAUAGCAUUGUUUGAAGUAAAAUAUGAUUUUGGGGCAGCAGCUCCGUAAGUAUCAGCUCUGCAUUUGGCAAGUGUUUUUGAAAAUGAAAAUCUCAAGGGAACAACACCCUGUCACCACUCUCCACUGCAGCUGAGGCAGCUACUUUAUGAAUAAGACCAUUUUGGAUUAUUUAAGCAGAAGCUUUUUUUUGGAAUGGGGCAGGGUGAGGAGUGAGUUGCUGGACCUUGAAUUACAGUUUGCUGGUUUGAGAAGCAGCCAGUGAUUGAACUAGUGAGUUAAAUGGAUAAAAGUAUAAAGGACUUGUUUUUUUAUGGUAGCUUUUCUGUAAAAAGCUUAAAUGCUCCUUUCCAGGCUAAUCAGAUGUAUCAAUGUACAAAUAACUAUUCUCUUUUCCUCCCUGACUAUACCAUAACAUUAAAAUGGGUUAAAGGAAACUCUGCCUUUUGCUCUAUGAAAAGUUAGUAGUCCAUAAAAUUUUAAGCUGUGUGUUCAUUCCUAUUCUGAAAAUGCACAGCUCUGCUCUGGACACCCUCUCUGGAAAGUAGAAAGCUUCUAACCGGGUAUGGCACAUUGCAGGGCUUUCUCAUACAUUUCUGGCAGACUUGCCUAAAUGUUCAGAUGGGAUGAGUUGUACAGCAUCCCCUCCCCCAAAUAUGGGAUCUGAAAUAAUUACUAUUCUGAUAAUAGUGGUAGAUAUAUUAAUUUUUAAAACUGUAAAGUAAAUGUCUCUAGUCCCUGGUUUGUCGUGUGCUCAUUUGUGUUAAUGUGUAGGGAAGGGAUAUGGACUUGAUGGUUAUGGGGAGUGUAUCUUGAUGUGUGUGCAGGGGUGAGUAUUGCUGAAUUAUUAGCAGCUUUUCAUUUGGGGGCGAGUCAUGUGAGAGUGGCCUAAUCAGAAAAAUGAAGGAGCGAAGAUGCAAGCUUUGCCGGGUGGUGAAGCGAACAAGGGUUUGUAUCUAUUUUUCAAUCAGGUGUGUAAAAUCUGUGCAUGGCUUUUUUUGUUGUUGCUUAGUAAUUGGUAGAGGAGAAAAGAUGAGGGGAAAAACCUCAACUUUGCUAACCAGUCUUUUCAGAGGUACAUAGUUGAGGAGUAAAAUCUGAGUGGCCUAACAUGUUGAAAAGAUCCUAUCCUUUAUAAUAUUCACCCCAUCCUGCGAUCCUCCAUGUAGAGGAACUACAUUGUUGUAUUCUAGUAAUUCACUGUGAUUUAUAACAAGCCAGUGAUGUCAUUCUAGUGUGCACUUUCGUCAAACCAUUUACGUGACUUUAAUGAACAUAGUAAACUUGCUGACUGCACCAGAGGUCUAUUAGUGAUUUAUAUAUUGCAUGACAUUUUCUACUUCAGUUUGACAUGUAGAAUCAUUUUUAAUUUCGUGGCAAUUGACAGUCCUAAUAGCCCAGCUAAUUCGAAACUAACAAUAUUGCUGUGUAAAAGGAAAAAAUGGUGUUUGUGUUCAGUAAAUGUUUGAAAAAAA